Corylus avellana is the source of this 1509-nucleotide messenger RNA. RefSeq names its product putative invertase inhibitor. NCBI's taxonomy places the organism in Eukaryota, Viridiplantae, Streptophyta, Magnoliopsida, Fagales, Betulaceae. Gene Ontology annotation, biological process: negative regulation of catalytic activity. Gene Ontology annotation, molecular function: enzyme inhibitor activity. The record is from RefSeq and is a predicted model, not a curated record.
AAUUUGAUCAUCAAAGCUUGUGAUAGCACACUGUACAAGGAACUGUGCAGAAGAACCCUUCAAAAUGACCCGGAAAGCCGUGCUGCAACUAGUUUGGAAGUCCUGGCCAAAGUUGCACUAAAGCAUGCAACAUCCACAGCAACCCAUAUACAUGACCAAGUGAAAAAACUGCUCAAAUCAUCGAGCAAGCCGAUUAAGGUUGCCCUGGCAGAUUGCAAUGAGCUUUACCAAGAUGCACUUGAACAACUUGAUGACUCCAACACUGCCUUUAUAACCAAGAAUUACGACAUUAGUACAUAUGUGUCGGCUGCCAUGGAUGAUGCUGACACAUGUGACCAAAGCAUCGAGGAAAUGGCACCCGGCAAGUCUCCAAUAGGCAGUCAGGGCACCACAUUUAGCCAGCUUUGCAGCAUUGUCUUGGCCAUUGCCAAGCAAGUGAAAUGAAAGGGCCACUAAUCUGCUGAUCUCUGUCUGCUCUCAUACUCUAAACUAAAUUUACCAUAUUAAAUAAAAUCCCUCCACUAUACAACUUGUUUUACUUGAUUUCAAACAUGUUUAAUGCCAAUCUUUAAUAUUUUCUCAUGUUUAACCGUUUGUUAUAGCACAAUCCAUGGCCUACAAAUUCGUAGGAGAAGAAAAAAGAAAGAGAUCAGAUUGAAAGUUAUAUUAUGUUACAGAGUAUGUCCCAAUGUGCUGCAAAUCAAAUUCACUGUGGUUAAUGGGUUUUUUAAAAAUAAAACAAUCAAUACAAACACACCCUUAAAAAUCAGAAAAACAGACGCCACUAGAUGAUAUUCGCAUCGCCAAGAAUUCCCACAAAAUGGUAAAAACCAAUUCCUUAAUGGGUUUGAGAGAAAAAUGUAAUCCAAUUACAUUGGAGCAGAUCUCCAUGGACUGAUAAAGGAGAAAGCUCAAGCAGAAAGGAUUAUUAGCUUGUUUUACGCACACAUAAAAUCCUGGAAACCAUUUCCUCGGAAAACAGGUUCCCAAGAAGAACUAUGUGCGAAUGUUAAAACAAAGAGAGACAAAAUAAGGAUAAGCAAAUGAACAGGAAUCAAAAAAUCAAAGGGAUAGCAGUUAUAUAAAAAAAAUAAAAUAAAAUAAAAAAUUAAAAAAAGUGCUCUAAGAAAUGGAUUUUUUCCAGUCUAUUUUGUUCCAAUAACAUCCUAUCAUUAGAGCCAUGUGGUAAAAGAAAUUUACAAUUAAUCUUUCAAACACUCAAAACCACUUUUAUAAUCACAACCAAAAAAUAGAAAUUACCAUCUGAAAAGUUUUUCCAAUGGAACCAGAGUCAACGAAACAAACCAAAGAAAGACAGAGAAGGGAGAAAGGGGGGAAGGGAUUGGGUAUCACAAAACGAUUCUACCCUGAUAACGAUUCCUUGAUAAAUAUAGCAAAUGAGAUGAAGGAAGCACCAUUGUUGUUUCAGGUAACAGAAACAACAAUGGGAAAAUAUGUCCCCAUGCUAGGCAACUUGGGAUGCAUUCAGCAGCUAAGGUGGGCGCUGAG